This is a messenger RNA of Agrilus planipennis (emerald ash borer), 2002 nucleotides long. RefSeq names its product MFS-type transporter SLC18B1. Bases 439 to 1917 code for a protein of 492 amino acids. The record is from RefSeq and is a predicted model, not a curated record. The transcript is spliced from 10 exons. Gene Ontology annotation, molecular function: transmembrane transporter activity. Lineage: Eukaryota; Metazoa; Arthropoda; Insecta; Coleoptera; Buprestidae. Gene Ontology annotation, biological process: transmembrane transport.
UAUAAAUAAAAGAUAAGCUCGAGAUGAUCCUCACAAUAUCUCCGAUAUCACAAUCGGACAUCGAGCUGCUCAUCGAGCGCUAAUUAUAAUUUUAUUGACCAAGCAAAUUAAAUCACAUUUUAGGCGCAAGUUAAUUUAAAGUCAGUUACAGUUCAGACGUCGUAAGUUGUUGUAUGGAUGGUGUUAUUACAUUCGGUGAUCGAGUGUCGUCGACCAUUCGUUCAUUCAUAAAAAAUAUACCGCGUUUUGUUAAUACAACGAACACAAUAUGGUGAUAAGUGACUGGGCGAAAUCGGGAAAUUGUGAAAAAACUAUAACUCUUUCUAAUAAUCACAAUUUGAUAUUGAACUAAACAAGUGCCUUUUUUUUAUUUUAACAACUUUAAUAUUUUUGUUUAUUAUUUUUGCUGUCAUUAAGUACGUAUCUACAAUAGUUAAAAUGAAGCAAACUUUGUGCAAUGAGUUACCGACGCUUUCGAAGAAAAUCUCGGAAAAAAGUGCAAAAUCCUUACAACCGAAGGGAGCAACGUCUGAGUCCAAUACAAACAACGACGAGAUAGACCCAUCGAAAAGGAAGUUUACAUUAAAACAGAAACUAGCUCUAGUAUCAUUAUCAAUUGUAGAUUUUGUCAGUUAUUGCUCAAUGUCCAUAUUGGCCCCGUUUUUCCCCAAGGAAAGUAGUCAAAGGGGGAUGUCAGAAACUGUCGCUGGCUUUGUUUUUAGUUUUUACGCCCUUGUCAUAUUCAUAUCUUCGCCGAUUUUUGGAAAAUUAGUUCCUAAAUUUGGACUGAAGACAGUAUUCAUUGGAGGACUUCUGCUUUCUGGAGUGUGCAACAUAUUGUUCGGAUUAAUACAGUAUGUAGAAGACUCAUUAACAUUUACGAUUUUAUGCUUUGUGAUCCGGGGAACGGAAGCUCUUGGAGCUGGAGCGUUUUCUGUUUCCGGCUAUGUUGCAGUUGUAAACAUUUUCCCUUAUAAUGCGGGUGCUGUAAGGGGUAUUUUGGAAACGUUUGUUGGACUGGGGUUAAGUGUAGGACCAGCAAUAGGUGGAGUUCUAUUCGCGGCUGGAGGUUUUGGACUGCCCUUUUAUGUUGUCGGUAGCUUUACAAUAGCAAUGGUUCCGUUGAACCUGUGCUUGUUAUCAACAUCCAAAGAAUAUUCAAAUGAAGAGAAGGAAGUAUCUUUCCGAAACACAUUAAAAAUACCAUCAGUAUUAAUCACUUGUUUUAUAAUCAUUGUAGUUGCAAUCACCUGGAGUUUUUUAGAGCCAACGUUGGAACCCCAUCUUAGAAAAUUCUCACUGAGCCCAGAAAACGUUGGCUUGGUAUUUUUACUUACUUCGGCUAUGUAUGGUAUUUCUAGUCCAUUUUUCGGUUGGAUAACCGAUAGCUUUAAUUGUUAUUGGUACUUGAUGCCAACAGGGCUGCUCUUUUCAGGAAUAAGCCUACUAUUUUUAGGACCUUCGCCGAUGUUCGUUUUUUUGGAAGAUUCAGUAUGGCUUAACAUCGGAGCCGUGGCCGUACUCGGAAUAGCUGUUGCAAUGAGUCUAAUGCCAACAAUGCAAAGUUUAUUGGACGGAUGCGUGGAAGGAGGUCUUGGGGAAGGUUUGGCCACACAGAGUGUAGUGUCAGGUUUAUGGGGGAGUGUGUACGCUUUUGGGGAAGUUCUUGGUCCAGUAAGUGGAGGAGCUUCCCUGCAACAAUUCGGUUUCCCCAUGACAUCUACAAUAGUGGCCAUACUUAAUGUGAUAUCGGCAAUAAUAGCAUUCACAUACUUCAUGAGCAAAACCAAUAACAGUGACGCUACCAUUAAAUAUGGUAUCAAUGCUGACACACCCUGUACAGGAAAUUACAAGGACCGCAACUGUGAAGAAGCAGUCAGUAACGACAUUAUUCGGCAACAACAAAUGAAUUGUUAAAAAAAGUAAUAUUAAUAAUAAUAACAUAUUGAACAGAUACUUGUGACUAUUUUUAUUAACGCAAAUAUAUUUUUUUGUAAUACUU